CGAAAUUUUGAGCACAAGGGCAGUCUCGGAGGGGGUCUUAGCUCAUGGUCACCACAGAGUAUAUCAGAUGCCCCGGUUUGUCUUGUUUGAUUUUCCAAUUCCGCUCUGCUUAUUCCAAUCAACCCUCGGUCACAUAUGUACCCCGUCUCUCCCAAUCACUUUCACCUUCUACACGCGAUCUCGCAAGGUCUCUCUUGACUACAUUAGAAGACCGGAUUUAAUUGAUCUGCUACGCUCAAUCAAUGGUUUUCCAAAUUGUUCGGAGACGCCUCGGCGUCUCGCGACUCCCAAACACAACCAUCCGAUUUUCUCCCCGUCGCACCCUCAUCCCCGCCCCAGCUGCCAAUUCCGGCCCUAUAACAGAACGUCGAGCAGACCGUGAACUCCCCUCCGUAAACUCUGAGGGCCGGCGAUGGAUCCGAACUUUGCCGAUUUUCGCAGUGGUUGUAGGCGCCGCCAUGCUCGGCAUCUUCAACUACCAAAAGUCUUCUUCAAGUGUUGUGAGUAGCACUUUGUAUGCUCUUCGGACCUCACCUCGUGCGCGAGAAAUCCUGGGCGAUCAGAUCUACUUUGCGCAGAAGAUUCCAUGGAUUAGCGGGGAGAUGAAUCAGCUACAUGGGCGGAUUGAUAUAUCUUUUUGGGUGAAAGGGACGAAGUCACAAGGGAAAAUGAAGUUCAAGAGCAUUCGGCCGGACCGUAUGAGUUUUUUCCGCACCGAAGAAUGGAGCUUGGAGACAGAAGACGGGAAUGUGAUCCAGCUCCUAGAGAAUAAUUACGACCCAUUCCUCCAGGAAUGAGCAAAUGUCGGGAACUAGAAACGACUGCUAGAGCAAUUUUUAUACGGCCCCCUCCCAAACUAUAUUUGGAUAUUCCUUGCGCAUUAGGUCGAGGCGUUCGGGCUGUGCAUUUAUUUAUUCGUUAUAGCGAACCUUGAACAGGAACAGCUGAUUUGGCCAGAGAAAAAUGCAACUAAAAAAAUGAGGAUAUAAUUUAUGUAUCAUACAGACGCCAC
Molecule: messenger RNA, 1012 nt
Organism: Aspergillus versicolor CBS 583.65
Lineage: Eukaryota; Fungi; Ascomycota; Eurotiomycetes; Eurotiales; Aspergillaceae
Product: cytochrome c oxidase assembly factor 1 family protein
Exons: 2
Coding region: 243-797 (184 amino acids)
Biological process (GO): mitochondrial respiratory chain complex IV assembly
Cellular component (GO): mitochondrial inner membrane
Source: RefSeq, a predicted model, not a curated record